Nymphaea colorata (pocket water lily) is the source of this 2026-nucleotide messenger RNA. RefSeq names its product acyl-CoA hydrolase 2. Lineage: Eukaryota; Viridiplantae; Streptophyta; Magnoliopsida; Nymphaeales; Nymphaeaceae. Gene Ontology annotation, biological process: fatty acid catabolic process; acyl-CoA metabolic process. Bases 262 to 1551 code for a protein of 429 amino acids. Gene Ontology annotation, molecular function: fatty acyl-CoA hydrolase activity. The record is from RefSeq and is a predicted model, not a curated record. The transcript has 17 exons.
CCUGCGCAGGGCGGCGGGACCGAUGACUAUUUAUUUGGUUCUUCACUUUCUCCACUUUUAUCGGAGCGAUCAACAAAAAGGCAACGGUGAAAAUCAAAGGGGUAAAGGCCAAGGAAGGUAGAAGAUUCGGCAGAAGGAAGAAGGCCGGCGGCGGCGUUGAUUAAACAAGCAUGGCACCUAUAUAAUGGACGACGAGGGUGGUGGACGUUUCUCUUUCUCAUUCUCCCGCCAUUACGUCCUUUGCCAGUCACGGAAUUCUCCAUGGAUCGCGAAGCAGUGGUCGAGUUUCUGGGGCAAGUCCCUCUGUUACAAAGGCUUCCCGGUUCAUCUUUGAAGAAAAUCGCCGAAGUUGCUCGCUUCAAACAUUAUAAUCGUGGAGAGUACAUUGUUCACGAGGGAGAAGCUGGUGAUGGUGUCUACUUUAUUUGGGAUGGGGAGGCUGAGGUUUCUAUAUCUGCUAAUACUGUUGAAGCAAGUCAAUCAGAACUUUUGUUGAAAAAAUAUGAUUUUUUUGGUUAUGGUAUUGGUACUUCUGUACACCAAGCAGAUGUUAUUGCACUGGGCAAGUUGACAUGCUUGAUUUUAUACAAUGAGAACACACCUUUAUUGCAACCAAAGUCUUUAUGGAAUGCAGAGGAGACACCUGAGACAUGUUCACUGAUGGAGCAGAUAUUGCACUUGGAGCCUUUAGAAGUCAACAUAUUUCGAGGGUUGACUUUAUCUGAUACGCCAACCUUUGGACAUGUUUUUGGAGGACAACUCAUUGCUCAGGCUCUGACAGCAGCAACCAAGACUGUAGAUUGUCUUAAGCUUGUGAACAGCUUGCACUGCUACUUUAUCCUUGCUGGGGAUGUUAAUUUGCCGAUUGUAUAUCAGGUUCAACGUGCACGUGAAGGAAAAAGCUUUGCCACAAGGCGGGUGGAUGCAACACAAAAUGGAAAUGUCAUAUUUAGCCUGCUUGCAUCAUUUCAAAAACCAGAGAUGGGGUUUGAACAUCAAGUUGUUUCCAUGCCCUCUGUGCCUGAGCCAGAAACAUUGCAAUCUGUAGAAGUUCUGCGUGAGAGGUACCUCACAGAUCCACGGCUUCCAGCGGACUACCGAAAUAGGUUAGCUAGGAAGAAAUACAUACCUUGGCCCAUAGAGGUAAGAUUCUGUGAUCCUCCAGAGUCUGUGAAGCAGCGGAAAACUCAACCAAGUGAUCGAUACUGGUUCAGGGCAAGGGGAAAGCUUUCUGAUGAUCCAGCUCUCCACAGUUGCGUUGUGGCAUAUGCAUCAGAUCUUAUUUUCCUAAGUACAAGCUUGAAUCCACAUCGAGUAAAGGGUGUAAGGCCAACCUCUCUCAGUCUUGACCAUGCGAUCUGGUUUCACAAGCCUGUGAGGGCCGACGAUUGGCUGCUAUAUGUGAUGGAAAGUCCAAUUGCAAAUAGUGCUCGAGGUUUUUGUACCGGCCGUAUGUAUAAUAAAAAUGGCGAGCUUUUGGUUUCGUUGACGCAAGAGGGCCUCAUCAGAAAGGCUAAAAUGCCAAAUUCAGCACCUAGGUCAAGUCUCUAAGUUCAGAGAAGAUUGAUAAGCUCUACCAAGAUAAGCAAAGGCAAUUUAAAAGAGAUUGAAAUGUAGAAGAGCUUAGCAUUUUUGGCUUACGUUAACGUUGUCUCUGUUUGCAACUUGACACUGACUAACUUGGACACAUGUGUGAUGUCUAUUUUCCCCUCAAGACGGGAGACAUGGAAGGAUAAACAGUGACUUGAUGGAUUGUCACCUGGCAUAUAAUGCAAGGCUAAGUCUCAGUUGCCAUAGUUCAGUUACUUGGGGGCCAAGCCUAGCUGGUUCUGUUUUAGGAGGUCAAGUAUAGGAUUGCAAUGAUUUUCAUUGUGAGAAAUUGUCAGUGGUGCAUUUCUUUCAAAGGAAAUAGUAUGAAAAUUUUCAAGAUGUUGUAGAAGACCUCUAUCCCAUGGAGAGGCACAGUAAUAACUCUUCUGGAGAUGGUGCUACUUCCAUAAGACCAGCACUAAAUUUGUUUGAUCUA